GUUUUUAAGCUUGAAUUGUUUCUUCCUGAAGAAUAUCCCAUGGCCGCUCCCAAGGUCCGCUUCCUAACCAAAAUAUAUCAUCCCAACAUUGACAAGCUAGGACGAAUAUGCCUUGAUAUUCUGAAAGAUAAGUGGAGUCCAGCUCUGCAGAUUCGAACAGUUCUGUUAAGCAUCCAAGCGCUUUUAAGUGCUCCAAACCCAGAUGAUCCACUUUCAGAUAACAUUGCAAAACAUUGGAAGACAAACGAAGCAGAAGCUGUGGAGACAGCCAAGGAGUGGACUCGCCUGUACGCCACCGGAGCUUGAACGGCCAACUUACUGUGAAAUUCUGCCAUUAGUGAUUUUCUAUCAUAUUUCUAGAUGGUGUUGAUGAACUUUCAAAGGGUCAGAGCUUCCUCUUCAAGCUUGAGGUAGCCCUGACAACUGCUUUGUUGACCUAAUAUUGCUCUGAAAGUAACUAACUUGAAUGUCUUUUAGCUUCAGCUAUUGUAACUGUUGAAUUUGGCCUUAAGUUGUGAAUUUCUUGCUUUCACAAUAAGCAAUCUAUAAGGUGCUUUAUCAUGAUGCAGAAUUAUUAUUAUUAUUAUUAUUU
Messenger RNA from Dendrobium catenatum, 592 nucleotides. RefSeq names its product ubiquitin-conjugating enzyme E2 36. The transcript has 5 exons. The record is from RefSeq and is a predicted model, not a curated record. Gene Ontology annotation, molecular function: ubiquitin conjugating enzyme activity. Gene Ontology annotation, biological process: protein K63-linked ubiquitination; DNA damage tolerance. NCBI's taxonomy places the organism in Eukaryota, Viridiplantae, Streptophyta, Magnoliopsida, Asparagales, Orchidaceae. The coding region runs from base 40 to 306 and encodes 88 amino acids. Gene Ontology annotation, cellular component: nucleus.